Sipha flava (yellow sugarcane aphid) is the source of this 1980-nucleotide messenger RNA. RefSeq lists its product as uncharacterized. The record is from RefSeq and is a predicted model, not a curated record. Lineage: Eukaryota; Metazoa; Arthropoda; Insecta; Hemiptera; Aphididae. Gene Ontology annotation, molecular function: protein binding. The transcript is spliced from 6 exons. The coding region runs from base 304 to 1383 and encodes 359 amino acids.
GCGCAGAUGUUUCUAUUAUAAUUGUAUAUUUUUACGCGACUCAUUUAAAUAAAACAAAUACUAAAUUAAUGUCACUACUUAUGCUUUAAUCGCUUUAUACCUAAACCCUCAUUUCCUUCGUUAUCCGUCUGAAAUUGCGAACUUACAUGUGUGACAACGAAGCCACACUGCUGAACUCAACCAUUUAGAGGCAGUGGCAUACCAGCACACAAUAAUCGCGUAAGCGCAAGUGGAUACACACAAAAAAAAAAAAAAAGAAGAAGGUGUUUUGCUGUCGACCAAGCUCCUGGCGACAUCAACAUCAUGUUUAUAAACCCAACUACUAUCAAAGUAUCGUGGAAAAUAUCACCAAGAGGUAUUGAAAAAUAUGACGUCAUGUACAAACCGACUAACGCCAGUUACAGGGUAGUGGCGGAAAUAGCGGUCAACUCCGAUUCCGUGACACUCGGUAACUUGAUGCCUAACACACAAUACCAAGUGACCGUAACAGCGUUCAAAGCCGGUCGCAGAUUCCGAAGCAGACCAGUUAUAUUCAAGACGCUCGAUAAAGGUGUGUCGUGGCCAGAUACCCAACAUUCCCAAAUGAAUACUAGUGGUGACAUAGAUAUUUCACCGCCAGAUGUUGUAGGUGGUGCUGGACAUUCGAUGCCUUCAGAAGGAAGUACUUCCUCUCCGGAUGUACAGGUACGGGGUAUUGAAAUCACAAUUGUAGUGCUGGUCCUAAUGGUGUGGGUUGGCGCUAUAAUAAUGUUUUUCAACCGAUGGGGUAAAAUAAGAAUGCUUAUACCAUAUCAGCCGGACUACAAGGACACGCAGCUUAAAGUACCCGGAACUGGGGCGUGUAAUACGACUGUAACAUGCCAAAACCCAACCGGUCCGGGUUUUUGUUGUUCACAGAGGCACUUGAUGCGCUGCGGCCUAGCCGACCCGCUGGACUGGCGCGUCCGGAACCUGUUGCGUUCCCGGUCCCGGGUGAACUCGGCCAUCUACAUCAGUCCCAUUUACCAGGACGCGCACGUCCGGCACGGCAUAUCGGUGCGGCCGAUACGGAAGGCCCGGAGUGCGGACUACUUGCCCAAGUACGACGACUACAGCAGCUGGGCCAACUGCCAGCAGUUCUCCCUGCCGCUGUCGCGCGGCGGCGGCGUGUGCACCGGUGUCUGCGUCGCGGGCGUCUGCACCGACGUCUGCACCGGCGUCGGCGUCGUCAGUGGUGGCGUCGUCAGUGGCGGCGGCGGCGAUAGUGUCGUCAUCGGUGGCGGCAGCGGCGACGGCAACGUCAAUGGUGUCCAGCAGCAGCACAUCAAACGGUUCCAGUUGCCCACCGUUUCCAUAUCGAUCGCGUCCGACUCGGACAAGGCGCUCAACGAACUGCUCAUCUAAGUACGGUACCGGCUUAACCGACUUCCCGGUCGCACUUCAAGUCGCUGAAUGACGUCAUACUCUCGGUUCACUUCAUUAUCCUGUGUCGUUUUUUUUUUUUAACCUUCUUCAACACAUUCCCCCCCCCCCCCCGAAUCAUGUUUUUCAAACAUGUAAUUCGUUCAUGAUUUCAGACUAUCUCCAUACGUGAUCUUCUAUAAGAGACUUUUACUUUUUAACUUUUUUUCACCAUUUUUUUAAUUCAAUAUUCUUACGCGAAUUAUUUUUCUGAAAAACCGUUUUAUAAAAAUAUCUAAAAUCGAAAUAAAACAGCUAACCAAAUGUUACACCAAUUCAAGCUUAAAACGCUUACCUGUAAUCAGGUGCGUAUACAAAAAAUAUUUUGGGGCUUUUUUGUUCAUUUUCAUACUUAUAUAAUCCAUAAACCACUUUUAUUCUAUAAAAAUAUGUUUAAUAAUUUUCCUGGAUUUCGGAAGGGGUUUGAAACCCCUAAAACUCCUAACUGUGCACUCGCCUGCAUGUAAGAAUUAUAACUUAUAUGUUAUAUCUAGAACGCGGAUUUUUAUGUAAUUUAAAAGUAAAAUAUGUAAAUAUUUA